This is a messenger RNA of Orcinus orca (killer whale), 1551 nucleotides long. RefSeq names its product leucine rich alpha-2-glycoprotein 1 (gene LRG1). The transcript has 2 exons. NCBI's taxonomy places the organism in Eukaryota, Metazoa, Chordata, Mammalia, Artiodactyla, Delphinidae. Gene Ontology annotation, molecular function: protein binding. Bases 86 to 1150 code for a protein of 354 amino acids. The record is from RefSeq and is a predicted model, not a curated record.
GUGGGUGGAGACUUCCCAAUGGCUGGUGCCCCUGUCCCCAGCCCAGGCAGGUAUAAGGCCACCUUACCAGACCAAGGGAACCUGGAUGGAAAAGAGAGAGGCCGCCAUGUCCUCUUGGAGCCUAGAGCGAAAACAGAGCCCAAUAGGCUGGGACUCCCAUCUUUCUAGAAUCCUCUUCCUGCUGCUGUUAUCUGUGGUCUCAGCCCAGGGGGUCACCCCAAAUCCAGACGCCUGCCUGGUGUCCCACUCGGGUAACGGCAGCUCCAUCUCCUGCCAACCACCUGCCAGACUCCCCCACUACUUCCCAGCUGACACCGUCUACCUGGCCGUGGAGUUCUUCAACCUGACUCAGCUGCCUGCCAACACCCUCCAGGGCAUCCCUAACCUCCAGGAACUGCACCUUUCCAGCAACCAGCUGGAGGACCUCUCCGCCAAGUUCCUGCUGCCUGUGCCUCAGCUAAAGGUGCUUGAUCUGACCCGCAACGCCCUGACCCGGCUGCCUCCUGGCCUCUUCCAGGUCUCAGCUGCCCUCCACACCCUGGUGCUGAAGGAAAACCAGCUGAAAGUUCUGGAGGCCUCGUGGCUGCACAGCCUGAAAGCCCUGCGGCAUCUGGACCUAUCCGGGAACCAGCUCCAGACGCUGCCCCCUGGGCUGCUGGCCAAUUUCACCGACCUGCUCAUCCUUGAUCUUGGCAAUAACCAGCUGCAGACUUUGCCCCCUGACCUUCUGAGCGGCCCCUUGAGGUUGGAACGGCUGCACCUCGAGGGCAAUAGGUUGCAGGAGCUCGGAAAGGGCCUUCUGGUGCACCAGCCAAAACUGCGCUACCUCUUCCUGAACAACAACAGGCUGGCCACGGUGGCAGCCGGCGCCUUCCGAGGUCUGCAGAAGCUGGACAUGCUGGACCUCUCCAACAACUUGCUGACCACCGUGCCCAAGGGGCUCUGGAUGUCCUUGGGGAAGGCUGCCGGAAACAUGAAGGAUGGCUUUGACCUCUCAGGUAAUCCCUGGAUCUGCGACCGGAAACUGGAUGACCUCUUUGAGUGGCUGGUGGCCAACGAAGGCAAGAUGUUCUUCCGCAAUGACACACGCUGUGCUGGCCCUAAAGCCUUGAAGGGCCAAAUGCUCCUAGUGGUGGCCAGGUCCCCUUGAAGCCUGGGGCUGGGGGCGGGGUGGGGAGGCAAGGCUUGGCAGGACGCCGCACCCCACUUAGCAAAUAAUCCCACCUUCUAAGGGUGAGGCUGGGCUUCCCAUAGUUGCCGGGACCUGUUUCGCCCAUGUUGCCACAAACACACCUCGGGCUCUUCCUGCUUUCUUGCCUCUGCUCAAGCUGUAUCCUCUUCCAGAAAUCUCUUUCCCCUAUUUCCCAGGUCUCUUGGUCUCUGGCUCCUCCAACCUGUCCUGGCCACACUGAGGUUGGCUCAUUCUGGCUCUGUCUCCCCCAGUUUCAGGGGUUCUCUGAGUGCAGGGCCUGGGGCUGGGUUCCCUCUUACUCGGCAUCACUCGGUUUGAGGUCAGACUGGAAGGGGUUAAUAAAUAACUGUUGAACAGAA